This is a messenger RNA of Fusarium sp. VM40, 1452 nucleotides long. The record is from the annotation of a GenBank genome assembly. Lineage: Eukaryota; Fungi; Ascomycota; Sordariomycetes; Hypocreales; Nectriaceae.
AUGGCAGUCGGAGGUUGGGAAAACGCGAUUAGCAGAGCUGCAGACCGCGGUCUCCAGACCCUGCGGGUCAAUUGGCAUCUAGGCUUCACUGCCUUUGGUGGACCGCCAGUGCACUUCAAAAUAUUCCACGACAAAUUUGUCAAGAAGCUGGGUUGGAUCGAUGAGCAGAUUUACCAGGAGCUGUUCAGUGUCUCUCAAGCGCUUUCCGGCCCUGCAAGCACGAAGAUGCUGUACUGUAUUAACUUGAUUCAUGGAGGAACCCUGCAAGCUGUCUUGGCCUUUUUCAUCUGGAGUUUGCCUGGUUGCCUGGGUAUGUUUGGCCUUUCAGUCGGUGUAUCCAAUAUUGGGGACGCUCUACCCCGUGCAGUAUACGCCCUUUUGUCAGGCCUGAACGCCGCUACGGUUGGUAUCAUUGCGCUAGCAGCCGUCGAGCUCUCAGAAAAAGCCAUUACAGAUCCAACCACGCGACUUCUUGUCUUUUUCACGGGUGCAGCUGGUAUUCUGUACAAUGCCCUGUGGUACUUUCCGGUGCUCAUGGUUGCAGCAGGCUGCUGCGCUAUCAUUUUCGACUACCGCUGGCUUCACCGUCCCGUUCGAGCUGUCAGAAAUGCCCUUGACAGGGUCAGGAGAGGGAGAACGACAGAGGACGGAAAUGCUCAGACUGCUGAAAAUGGAACUGGCGCGGAUGUCAGUGAUUCGGGCAUUGCGUUCCGAGAGCAGGACACUUCUGAGACAAGAGAUGACGAGCCAAGAAUCGUCCCUCAGGAGUAUCGCCUCAACUUCUCAUGGAGAUCUGGUACCGCUAUUAUUGCUACGUUUCUCGCCAGCUUCGUCAUUGUCGUUGCAUUGCGAGGAAGUCUGAGCGAUGCGCCACUGCUAUACAAGCUCUUCGCAAACUUGUAUCUUGCCGGUACAAUUAUCUUCGGCGGAGGUCCAGUGGUCAUCCCCUUGUUGCGAGAAUUCAUCGUCGCCGAGGGCUGGGUAACACCGCGUGACUUUCUAAUCGGCCUCGCCAUCGCCCAAGCCUUCCCGGGACCAAAUUUCAAUUUCGCUGUCUUUCUGGGAGGUCUUACCGCCGCUCAUGGCGGAUAUCCAGCCAUUGCCGGAGCACUCAUUGCGUAUCUUGGCAUCUUCGUCCCCGGCAUGGUUCUGGUGCACGGGACUAUGGGCGUUUGGGGCGUGUUGAGAGGCCGACGCUGGGUCAAAUCUGCGGUGCGAGGCGUUAAUGCUGGUGCUGUGGGAUUGAUCUACACGGCUGUUUAUAGGAUCUGGCAGGUUGGCUACAUUGAUGAAGGGUUUCAGUCAGGGAAGAGUUUGGCUGAUGAUCCUUGGUGGGUUGUUGUCACUGCCACGACCUUUGUGGGAGGUCGUUACUUUGGUCUGGCAGCGCCUUGGGCGAUUCUGCUUGGUGCAUCUAUGGGUUUGCUGAGGUAUGCCAUUGUGACGGCUUGA